This is a messenger RNA of Blumeria graminis f. sp. triticale, 3243 nucleotides long. Lineage: Eukaryota; Fungi; Ascomycota; Leotiomycetes; Helotiales; Erysiphaceae. The record is from the annotation of a GenBank genome assembly.
CAGCUUCUGCCGGGGCUAAAGCAUCAGCUAAUAAUCGAUUCGCCUUCUACAUUCAACUUCAUCGCUCUCGUAUUCGCACCAAAAUCGGUCAGCACCCGCUGCAACCACCACGCAGCUCAAUCAGCUCACGAUACCGUCUUCACACAUUUCAAUGAGAAGGAUGAUCCAAGAAUGCAGUUUUCCGCGUGCCCUCAACUCUUAGCCGCUCUCUUACUAUUUCUCCCUUCCACUGACACGGCUGCCAAAGCCUUUGCGCCUACGAGUUCUUCAAAUCAUCCAAAAACAUCAAAUUCAUUGCAAAACAAAGAUAUUAAUGGAACCUGCAAAUUUCGCACUAUCAAUUACAUCACAGACUCACUGCCGCAACAAUGCUUCAAAAAUACGUGGAGUGCUGCCAAAGCAGCUGAUCCAAACCUUUUAGAUAGCGGAGGGAGAGAUUCAGCAGGAAAUAUAACUGCGACGCUCCUUAACAUCACAAGCAACAUUAUAGGGAUUUAUAUCGAUAAACAAGAGCUCUCCAUUGUUAAAACUGAAGAGAUUUUACCGACAGAAGACGCUGCGCUAGAUCUUAGCGACAAUCAGUCCGCCUUUCUCUCCUUUGAGGAAUGGAAGAAAUUAACUCUUGAGAAAGCUGGCCAAAAAGAUGUGAAUAUAUCGCCCAAGAAACCCAAUUAUUCUAAAACACGAGAAUUCGAAAACUACUCCAACAAUUUAGAGUCUUUAGGAGACGAGGGAAAAAUGGAUUUGAAAUUUACUUUCAGAUCCGGUGGCGAGGAGUUAAACACUGCUGAGUUUCAUGAGACCAAUAAGGGUGAAAGUAUGGUUCCUCGGGGACAAAAAAAAGAGAGUUAUCGCAGUAAAGAUGCUGGAAAGACUUGUAAGGAGCGUUUCUCAUAUUCUUCAUUUGAUGCUGGAGCCACGGUACUAAAAACGCACGCUGGGGCGAAAAAUGCGAAAAAUAUUCUCAUUGAGAACAAAGAUUCAUACAUGCUUUCAGAGUGUUCAUUAGAAAAUAAGUUUAUAAUAAUAGAACUUUCUCAGGAAGAUAUAUGGAUUGACACGGUUGUACUGGCAAACUACGAAUUCUUUUCUAGCAUGAUACGCACAUUUCGCGUCAGUGUCUCUGAUCGCUAUCCUGUAAAGCUUGAAAAGUGGAAGGAUAUUGGCACCUACGAAGCACGAAACUCAAGAGAACUGCAAGCUUUCUUAAUUGAGAAUCCACAGAUUUGGGCUCGCUAUAUUCGGAUUGAGUUUCUCGAUCAUUAUGGCAAUGAAUAUUACUGCCCUCUAAGCUUAGUGAGAGUGCAUGGUACGAGAAUGCUGGAAAGCUGGAAAGAGACGGAAUCUGCAGAUGAAGAUGCAGAUGAGGCAGAAGACAACCCUGAAUUGAUAGAUCAAAUCCACGAUACCAGCGCUAGCAAUAUGUAUAGCAAUGACCAGGCUGACCAAGUCGAACAGGUCUACAUUGAGCAAACUCCUCCCCCUAGCCAAACAAUGCUAGGUCUAAGUACAUGGAGGGAUCCUGGACUAUAUAUAUUUAAUAAUAGAAAUUUUUCAGAAGAUGUAUGCCCAUCUCACGGUCUAGUCUCGCGAAAUAUUGCGCCUGAAAUGAAUAACACGGAAAGCUAUUCGGAAGACGCAUCUCCUUUGACAGAUGUCCCCCAAGGUUCAACGAACAGUACUAUUCUAGUGCCUUCGACGACAUUUAGCACAGUUACUCAGAGUGUUUUGGAAGCAAUAUCAAGCUUGCCAAUCAUACUUAACUCAUCGCCCACCGAUACAUCGGUCUUGUCCUCCGAGACUGCUCAAACUUUAAAUGCGCAACAUAGCCCUAUCAUUGUACCCACGGCUAGUGGUUAUAAUAACACUUCUAGUACGCCUGUGUCAUCUAAGAAUAAGGUCACUCAAACUACGACAUCUCCUUCGGCUCUACCAACUAUCCAGGAGUCCUUUUUUAAGGCCGUUUCACGCCGUCUCACCCUUCUUGAAUCAAAUAGUACGCUUUCUUUAGCGUACAUAUCUGAAGCGACGUCACAUCUUCAUCAGGCUUUCACUACCCUCUCCCGAAGUCUUACCCGUACUCAACUUAAUAAAACAACUGCAUUCCUUGACUCUCUAAAUAGUACUGUUUUAUCGGAGCUCCGAGGAUUUCGGCAACAGUAUGAUGAAAUAUGGCAGAGCACGGUCAUUAGUUUAGAGAGCCAAAGGGAUGAGAGUCGACAGGAAAUUUUGGCCGUCAGCGAGCGGCUGAAUAUUCUAGCCCAGGAAGUGGUCUGGCAGAGAAGAAUGGGAAUUAUACAAAGUAUUCUCCUACUUCUCUGCCUUGGUUUUGUCAUUUUUUCCCGCGUUUCGACACCAUCUGAGCCCUUUUUUAUAAGACCUAGAUCGAGGGCUUAUAUGUAUAACCGAGCUGAUCCACGAUACUGUAAUGGUGAUUCAUUGAGUGACCCUGAAUCUCCUAACCAAUGGUAUGAAAACAGAAAUUCAAUCAAUCAAACACCCAAUUGUGCUCAAGCUGGCUCAAGACAUUACGUCUCCCAUCGAACUUACGAAAAUCAAAAAGGACCUGGUCAUGUGUCAAUCUCAGAACCACCUACCCGCAGACCAGCUCGUAGUCCCCUCAUGGGCUUUUUUAGCCGAUCUGCACAAUCACCUUUGACUUUCGAUGACAAUGAGCAGCUUACCCCCACAGAAUUAAUUCCUGAUUCGCAAUCAAACGGUUACUUUAAUGUCCCUGGCUCCCCAUCUUUUUUCCAAAGAUUUCGCCGGGCAAGACCAUCGCUCCAAGCUCGAUCAUCUGGUAUCUCGGCUAGCGCUCAUGUCAGUAUUCGGGAAAAUGAGAGUAUUCAGGUCUCGGGUAGAGCGAAUGAAAUUCCAUCAUCUUCCGACUCGCAUCAGGACGGGUACUGCACACCGCCACAACGGAAUCCAGAAUCGACUCCCGGCACGAAAACCUUUCAAACUCCAGAUUCCCAUCCUAGUAGGUCGUGUGAAAAGGAAACCUCCGCGUCGGAAUUAAUGUCCACGUGGUCUCUAGAAAACUCGCCCGAGUCGAGCAUUGUGAAUAGAUCAGCUUUCUCAAACCGUCCUACAUGGCCUGAAAGUCGAGCGAUAUCUCUGCAACGACGGGCAACAGACGCCAGUGCUACUUCUAGUGUAAUGAGUGAAGGUCGAAAUGGGCGUAAUUGUUCAAGUAUCAGUAUUGCGACAAAACCUCUCCCAGCGCUACCAGAUCAGGCAUGA